GUGUGUGCGUGUGUGCGUGUGUGCUCGCGAGCUGCCGUGAUCGUGACGCCCUGGCUCGCGUGGAAAGCUGCUGCAGAAGAGAUAAGAUAAGAGACCGCGCACCACGCCCGGUGGCCCAAGCAUGGACGCAUCUAGCUAGACAUCUCGAUCCAAAAUAACUUUAACUCUAUCUUGACGGCUGGCCAUGGCCCAUGGCAAUCUGAUGCAGGUCAUUUGUCCCAUGGGCGUGGCUCGAUAUCCAUUAUCAUGGCUGAGUUUCUGGGGAAAAGGAGGCUGUGCUGGAGGUGCUGGGCCUCUGACGGUACGGAGCGGUUGGGAGCUGCGGAGUGCCGUCACGACUCACAAGUGUGCAGGAGUGCGAGGAUGCGAGCGAUGCGACCUCCGCCGCUUCUUCGCGGCUUCUGGAAGCCUUCCUAGAACGCGAUUCCACUCCACUUUUGGAUGUUGACUCUUUCUGGUGCUUUUGCUUACUCUGAUCCACUCAUCCAGUAUUUCAGCUCGCGUUCCCACUUUCAUUCCGUGAUAUCCGUCCGGAAUUAAGUCGGAUAUCUUGGCAUUGUGCUGGACAAAUUAUUAUCACCGGCCGACGGACCAGGGGUUGCUAGAGUAUGUGUACUGUACCUCACUAGAAAUAAUAAUCUGAUUUCCAGGUUCAUCGUCAACAGCGCAAGGACUUUGACAAGCGAUUAUUAAUCGAUUGCGUGUAGCGGGAGAGCAUACGAGGCCUCUAUUUUCUGCUGAAACCGAGCUCGCCACCAAGAUUUCAAUGAGAGCAAAACGAGGACAGCGAUGGCACUCGGGCACGACAUCAAGGACACCUCACACAUGCCAACCACAACCAUAUCUGCGAGAGCUGGACUUUACCCUGACCUGACAUAAGCCAUUCCAAGUAUUCCAAGCCCCAACCACCCUCUGCCCAGGCACCCGGAGAGUCCAUGGCAUUUCAGCCACGGCAUCACGUGGACGCUCUCCUCAAAUGAGAAUAGCCCCCGAUCCCGGCUGUGGUCUCUGCGCGCUUGGCCGCACAAUUUUGCACAAUUUGCCCCGCUCCUCUCAGCCUUGGAGGGGAACGCCAAUGCUCUUUGCUCUUCCAUUUGCUCUUCCUGGGGAGGGAUGUUUACUUGUACCUACUCUAACUCAUGCGAUGACACUGCUGCAACCUACGUAGAGCAGAUCAGAGCAGAUCUUCCCCUCCACGAGCGUCGUCGUGCCUAAUCCACUUCGAAGUGCCGGUUCUGCUUGUUCCUUGCCACCUAUCUAUCUAUCUCCGGUUUUCUUCCAUCCUUUCCAAUUCUGCUCUGGAUCCUGCAGUACUGUACAGCAAUCACACGAGUCAACAAUCACAUCGGCAGCAGUUCUCCGUGAGAACAAGUGAGCUGCACUUCCGAGCCACAGGUCCACAGGUCCACAAUUCCACUCCCUGGGAUCUGUAGGGCAAGAGUAGCGGGCGCCUCUUCCUGCAUGCCAAGAUUACAAUUCCCUACGGGACCCCUAAUCGAGAACAAUGACGAGGGGAUGAGUAACGUCGCCAAAUUUUAGCAAAGCAGCCCAAGAGCCACUUCCACUUCCACUUCCACUUCCCUACCUCCUUCCUGCCUUCCUGCCUUCCUGCCUCACCACUGCCAGACCCAAAGUCAUCUACUUAUUUAUUUAUUUAUUCAUUCCGAUCCUUUCCAAUCCUCUCCCAAUCCCAAUCUAUCUAUACCUUACCCACUCGACGCUGCCCAGCAAUCCCAGUAUUCCGUACCCCCAUCCACCCUCGAUACACAGAGCUAGUCUACUUACCACCAGCAACCUUGCCUCUACCGUACUGUAUGUAGCCUCGCUCUUCUUCCGAGCCACGACCAGAUCUCGCUGUUGGAGGAGCUGCACAGCACAGCGCAGCGCAAGACUCCCCCGGCCCACUUGCAAGGCGCAAGUCAAGCCUACAAGCCGCAAACACCUCCCCGUAUCAGCCACUGAACUGCAUGCACAGGCCGGUCAAGGUCAAGACGUCACGUUCCCUUGCCUUUCUACUUUGAUCCUAGCUAGAGGGGUCGGAGUAAACUAUUAUUGAUACCGUUCGCCGAGUCCAUUACCUUACAUACAAGACCUACCUACGGACUUCCUUUCUCUUUAUAAGCUUCUUUAUCCCCUCGCUCACCCACUUUCAGUACUGAUUGAUCAUUGCCUGCAAGCCGGGAGCCUCAGGAUCAGUGUCAAUACUCAUUCUCAUUCCCAAUCCAGGCCAGUACAUUUGUCAUCGAGCGGGCCUUCAUCAAUACAAUCGCCGGAUCCACAGCUCCUUGUGCCUUCUAACUCUAUCUUAUCUAAAGCGAGCCACAGACCGGCUCUUGUUACUUUUGCCCGAAUCGCAUGGCUGGCGAUAUGUUUGUUCAGAACUCUCUUCCUAGAGCAGCAGCUCCUUCGAAUACUAGCGGCCAGUCCUCACCCGAACCCUUCGACGGAGAAGACGACCCAAGCUCUGCGGCGCAAUGGCAAUCGCAAGAUGCGACGUCGCCAAAUCCGACAUCUCAACCCAUUAAGAAUACUGCGCCUCUCCAAAAGCGCCGACGAGUAACUCGUGCUUGUGAUGAGUGCCGGAGAAAGAAAAUCAAAUGUGAUGGGAAGCAGCCAUGUACCCAUUGCACUGUCUAUAGUUAUGACUGUACAUAUGACCAACCUUCCAACAGACGGAGGAACCCUGCGCCACAGUAUAUCGAAGCAUUAGAGAAUCGUCUGCAACGUGCAGAGACCUUACUCAGAUCAGCUCUACCGAACGUUGAUCUAAACGACCCGAAUAUUGAUGCAGUGAUCCAGCGGCGGCGUCAAGCCGCAAGGGGAAACCAGCAUUUGGGACAGUCCGGCGAUGCUUCCGAUGAAUCUGAACAUGAUGCGCAGCUACGCUCAAUGAUUGAAUCCACUGGACAGCUUGACCUUGACGAAAGUGGUCAUUGGGACUUCCAUGGAGGAUCAUCUGGGACGGUCUUCGUCCGACGAAUGCGUGAACAAUUUGGUGGCCUUCUAGGAAAUAGUGAACAGAGUGGCCCGCUGUUCCCUCGGAUGCCUCAGCCGAGUGGUAUUCCCAAUUUUGAAUCACCUCGGUCAAUGACCGACAGUCCCAUGGAAAGUGGCCUGGCCAACACGAUAGAUCUUCCAAGCCGGCAGACUGCAAGAGCACUAUGUGAUGAUUCGCUCAACUGUGCCUGUGCCCUCCUACGCUUUGUUCACCAGCCAAGUUUCUAUGAAAUGUUUGACAGAAUGUAUGAUGUUUCCCCAGAAAACUUUGAGGAUGCUGAGAAUCGAUUUUUGCCACUUCUGUAUACCGUUUUGGCCGUUGGAUGUAUGUUUCACACCGAACCAGGACAGUCUUCAAAUGAAGGAGACCAGCAUACCUACAUGUCUGGUAUUGACGAAGGAUUAAAAUAUUUCCGCGCGGCCAGGAACAUGAUUGAUAUUACAGAUUGUCGUGAUAUCACAUCAUUACAGGCCAUCAUAUUUAUGACUCUCUUCCUCCAAUCGUCGUCAAAUCUGAGCACGUGCUACUCGUACAUUGGAGUUGCACUGAGAUCAGGGCUCCGAAUGGGAAUCCACCGAAGUCUUGCUGGCAAUUUCAAUCCCAUUGAACGCGAAACAAGGCGCAGGGUCUUUUGGGUGAUCCGAAAAAUGGAUACAUACGUUUCAGCGAUGCUGGGAUUCCCUCAAAUGCUUAGUUAUGAUGACAUUGAUCAAGAGCUGCCCAUUGAGGUAGAUGACGAGUACAUUACUAAAGAAGGUGUUCUCGCUAUGCCUCCGGGAAAGACUUCGCUACUUUACGCUGCCUCUAACGCACAUACUCGAUUGAUGUCUACACUGGACAAGGUAAUCAAGUAUAUCUACCCUACCAAAGGUCUCGAGCAGUCUCUUCAAGGGAGUGCGAAGUCUUCAUAUGUCAUCAGUCAUGCCAAGAUUAGAGAAAUAGAGCGCGAUCUAGCUCAGUGGUUGGACAAACUGCCGAUGGCACUGCGACCAGGAGGAGAGGGCCCACCAGAAGUGCUUCGUGUGCAACAACUUCUGCGCCUAUCGUAUGCCCAUGUUCAGAUGAUGCUAUAUCGACCAUUCCUUCAUUACGUUUCGGAAAAAGGAUGUGCUGGCAGGACCAUUGACGAGAGAUCGUACGCUUGUGCUGCUGCGUGUGUUAGUGUCUCGCGGAACAUUGUUCAUAUCACGGCCGAGAUGAAAAAGAGGGGCCUGCUGGUUGGUGCCUACUGGUUUACAAUGUACACUACGUUCUUCGCGAUUUUGUCUCUUGUAUACUUUGUUCUCGAGAAUCCUGACAAGCCAGGAUCUGCCGAGAUUCUCGCAGAUGUGAAUGACGGAAAAGAUGCUCUGAACGGCCUUGCCAAGAGGAGCCAAGCAGCUGAUAGAUGUUCGAUGGCAUUGAGGGGACUAUUCGAACAGUUACCUGAGAGGCUAAAGGAGGGACGUACAAUGGCAGCUGCCGUGCAGAAGAAAAAGCGAUCGGCACCUGCUCCAUUACCAAAUCCAACAGGACUUCGGAACGUACACCUUUCUCGAGAUCCUCCUGAACCUGUUAUGGGCAUUUCAAGGGCCACAACAUUUCCUAUGCAAGCACCUGCUCACAAUGCCAAUUACCCAAGGACUUCUUUGGACAGCAAUCGCUUCCAGUCGAACCCGAACCUCAGACACAGCUACCACGAGUUUAUGUCCCCGUCAACAGACAUGUCUCCAAUCGGCACCCCAGAUUCUAGUUCGACGGGCAGCAUGCAACCACACUACUCGCUCCCACCACAAUUCGCCGUCAAUACUGGGGUCCCUGACCUCGGAGCAAUGAUGUUUCCAUCUAACGACCCAUUCGCAUACCCCAACCAACCCAUGAUGGAAUUUGAAAAUAUCAAGCAAGAAAAUGUGAUGAUGAGCAACACCCAAGUUCCCCCAAUUUACCUUCCUAACGGCGGCCCUGGACAAGAGUACGAUGAUCUACAAGGCCAACUAUUCGGCCCCCUACCACCAUACCUAUCACAAGCACAGACCAAUUAUGACAUGCAGGGUUCCAUGGCACCUGGAAAUAUGAUGGGCGGUGGCCAUGAAAUGAAUUAUCACGCUGGCGUGCCAACAAACGAAGACAUGAAUUUCGACAGGAUCUUUUCUGGUGAUGGUGAGGAUUGGAGCAAUAUGAUGGCGGAUCAGAGAUACAGAUAGGUAUCAACGGGAUAAUGACAGACAGGCGUCCAAAGGCUGGGUCGAUUCGGCUUGAAUGUGUUCACGACUUUAUGAUGUAUAUGGCAACGCGAGACGUGGUUGUGUCAAUGCAACGUACGAGGAUUAAGUCUGGCUGGACUUGAUUGUUACGGCGUAUACAUGUUAAUAGAAUUGAUAUCCCUCCUGAUCAUCGCAGUUCUCUGAGUAUUUUGUGAAAUUGAAUUCACCCACAUCUCUAGUCCAGGACUCUUUUUGUUGUCUUUGGAUGAGAAGACUGACAUGCCCUUGAAGUCUUGGCAAAACUAGCGCCAAGCACCUCAAGGCUACAUUCGAGCUUCAA
This is a messenger RNA of Cadophora gregata, 5521 nucleotides long. RefSeq lists its product as uncharacterized. The record is from RefSeq and is a predicted model, not a curated record. The transcript is spliced from 7 exons. Gene Ontology annotation, biological process: DNA-templated transcription; positive regulation of transcription by RNA polymerase II. NCBI's taxonomy places the organism in Eukaryota, Fungi, Ascomycota, Leotiomycetes, Helotiales, Ploettnerulaceae. Gene Ontology annotation, molecular function: zinc ion binding; DNA-binding transcription factor activity, RNA polymerase II-specific; sequence-specific DNA binding. The coding region runs from base 2356 to 5181 and encodes 941 amino acids. Gene Ontology annotation, cellular component: nucleus.